AUGAGCACGCUUGACAGCUUCUGCACCAUACCUCUCUCCCCCAUGUCAUCGAAACGCUCCUCCGAAGCGACCCACGAAGAACCACCCGAUUGGCUUCUCGUCGAACAUGACAUGCGGCCGUAUACUCACCAGCCCGACCCGACCAUGCCGACCAGACUCGCCGUAUAUAACGCCCUACGACGUCUCGCCUAUAACAUUAGAUCCUUUGCUGCGGCAUUCCCUGAUAAGCUCCGUCGCGCGGUUGACCGUGGAUGGCGGCCCGCGAACAACUUCACCGACAAGGAAUACGCGCGCAUGGUGGAGGUCCGAGACGCUGACGCGUGGGAUUGGGAGGAGGGUGUUUCUCUGGUGACUGAGGCAGCUGUCUGGCUCACUCACCGGACAUUGGGCGCAUAUGGCGGUCGGGGAGGUCAGUGA
Molecule: messenger RNA, 417 nt
Organism: Colletotrichum spaethianum
Lineage: Eukaryota; Fungi; Ascomycota; Sordariomycetes; Glomerellales; Glomerellaceae
Exons: 2
Coding region: 1-417 (138 amino acids)
Source: RefSeq, a predicted model, not a curated record